This is a messenger RNA of Trichobilharzia szidati, 666 nucleotides long. The record is from the annotation of a GenBank genome assembly. Lineage: Eukaryota; Metazoa; Platyhelminthes; Trematoda; Strigeidida; Schistosomatidae.
AUGACACAAAUCCAAGGAAUACACACCAAUCUGUUGUUUAAAAGUUCGUAUAAAACUGAUUAUUUGUCUGAUCAUUUGCAAACAAGUUAUCGAUUUUAUAUUCCCAAUGAAGAAAAAUAUACAAAGCCAUUUAAUUCCUUCAAAGACAGACGUUUAACACGUAUAGCAAAUAAUACAGAUUGUAUUGUACAACUUUCAAAUUCGACUCACCUUCAUCGAGGACAAUAUAUGAGAAUGGUUUACAUAAUAGGUGAGAAUUGUAUGAACAUUGAGCUGUGUAUACGACGAAUUGAAGAAAGUUUCCCACAAUUUUAUGCAUUAGCACCAUUGGAAAAAUCAUUAAGUCAGUUAAAAGAACCAACGUUAAAAGAUGUAUAUCGAUACAACACUAAAGAGAAUAUUUCAGAUGGAAUUGAAACUACAGUAACAUAUUAUAAAUUAACAUUUUUUAUCUUAUCUAGUCAAUAUGCUGCAUAUUUGAAAUGGUGUAAAGGAAGAGUUCAUAGGAUGAUUGAAAAAAUGAACUGUCAUAUAGUUGUAUCUGGAAAAGACUACUCAGAUGUAGGCUUUGUAAGACGAUACGCCGUAAUACUUGGAUUAAAAAAACAAAAAGUUAUUUAUGCUUACAAAUUGUUUCACACAAGUUUUUUAGCAAAAUACUUGUAA